This is a messenger RNA of Microthlaspi erraticum, 345 nucleotides long. NCBI's taxonomy places the organism in Eukaryota, Viridiplantae, Streptophyta, Magnoliopsida, Brassicales, Brassicaceae. The record is from the annotation of a GenBank genome assembly.
AUGAGAGAGGUGCCGGAUCUGGUAGAUCUACGGUCCAGUUUGGGCGACAACAGUCUCCUUCUCGGUUCUCUUCUUCUUCUCUUCUCUGAGGUUGGUGUGGUUGCUAGCUGGUUCGUUUCUUCGGAUUGGUUAGGCUUGGCUCGAUUUCUGGUUCUUGAAGGUUUCUAUCUAGGCGUUCCAUCUGGUGUCAUCUGCCGUCGUCGCAUCCGAAAGUUUGUAUCUUGUCGGGUCAUGAAUCUUUGUUACUUGUUUCUGAGAGCUUCUCUCUCUUCGUUCCAGGAGGAAGUGCAUCUUCGUUGGUUGGCCGUGGGCAUCUGCGUUUUUGUCGUCUAUGGGAUCUUUUGA